Molecule: messenger RNA, 1644 nt
Organism: Orbilia oligospora ATCC 24927
Lineage: Eukaryota; Fungi; Ascomycota; Orbiliomycetes; Orbiliales; Orbiliaceae
Exons: 2
Coding region: 1-1644 (547 amino acids)
Molecular function (GO): protein binding
Source: RefSeq, a predicted model, not a curated record
AUGGAAAAACUAGAAUACCUCACCCUCACAGACGCACCGCUCACAAUCUCCUCUCUCCCCGUCGAAAUCCUACGAAAUAUCAUCGAUCAAGUCGUCCUCUCGACAGGCUUCUACGCUGCCCUGGAGGUCCGUCUUGUCAAUAAACUAUUCGAUAUCAUCGUACUAGAUUCCGUUCUCGAUACCGAUCGUGAUUCCCAUUUAGACACGGGAUCUUUAGAUAUAACCCCGGAUCUAGCAUAUACAGCUCUUUACCGUCGAGUAGUCGAUACCGCCACUCGUUUACCCCUCCUCGUCUCAAAGAUCCGGAGCUUAACCACAAAGAUCCAUGAAUAUGAACCAUCUCUCCCUAUCGACGGGAUCCGAGAAGCACUUUGUUGGACGGCAAUACUAGAAUGUGGUGGUGUAGCCAUAUUCAACUGGCGAAAAGGUGGGUUCUACACCAGUAUCAACAAAAAGCAUGACAAGAUAAACCAAGAGAUACAAAAAACCGAUAAAGAGGACGAAAAAUGGAUGGAUUGGUAUCUAUCUUCGAUUUACGCCUAUUCACACGACUUUGAAAACUUGACGAGAAUCUAUGAAAGAGCCGAGGAAAAAGGAAAACCUGUAGAUCUUGACUGCGAAAGUGUGGUUUUCGGAACUAUUCCUAUCAUCGCUGCGAGAUAUGGAACAGAAGAGAUGGCGAUAUGGGCAUACGAUCAUAGCACAGUAUGUAAACCAAAAGGUCCCGUUCGACAAGAAUUCAUACGAUAUACCGCUUUAUUCGGCAGAAUCGGAAUAAUGAAACACUUAGUCGAAGAAAAAGGUGAUAGGGAUGAGAAAUACCUUGCAUUCACAGAUACUCCGAAAUGGGCCACCAGUUUUGGACAAAUCGACCUAUUGAAAUGGCUGAUAGCAGAUGCCUGGAUGGUAUUUGAGGAUGUUUCCAAAGAAGCGAAGUAUAUCUUCCUAGCUGCUUGUACGCAUGGAAAUACAGAGAUCGCGAGGUGGAUUGUCGAAGAGGAGGAGUUCGAGCCGGAACCUGGGGAGAAGACAAAAUCGUUGAGACAUGGAAGACCCUUGUGUUUAGCGACACAAAGUGGGAAUGUGGACAUAGUAUCGUGGUUAUUAGGCCUCGAAAAUAUGGGGACAAAAGAUGAGAUGCUCUUGUCUUUCAAAUGGGCUAUGAGGUAUGCAGGGCUAGAUAUGGUCAAGCUGUAUUUCGAGAAAGGGCUUCCAAUUGACCCUAGUCAAAAUGAUUGGGUGGGCGGUAAAGUUGUAAAGGCAGCUAUUGACGCUGGGAGGAAAGGGAGAGCAGAACAUCUCAGGUGGGUUAUGGAGAAUGGAGUGGUAUUCAAGGGAGGCGAUGAGCAUGCUGUAGUGUAUAAGACAGCUGAAGGAGGGAGCCUCAAGUGUUUGAAGGUGCUAAGAGACCUGUUAGAGGGGUAUGAAACUAUCGCGAAAGAAGAAAUACAGAACGCCUGGGAUGUUAAAGACAGGCGGGCUGUUGAGACACUAUUAACAGAUGGGGUCGAAAAACCAAAAGGCUUCUGUGAGAAUACAUUAAACGGCUUGAAAUACCAGGUACGGGUAGUAUCAACAUCCAACUGGUCAAGGAAGAAGUGGGGUUAUUGGCCAUACCUGUGGAACUAUUCCACUCAUUUUUAA